Messenger RNA from Tuber aestivum (summer truffle), 2267 nucleotides. Lineage: Eukaryota; Fungi; Ascomycota; Pezizomycetes; Pezizales; Tuberaceae. The record is from the annotation of a GenBank genome assembly.
AUGACUUUGGCAACGGACUGUGAAACAAUCGCGAAUGACGAGAGGCAAAACAACGACAAAUACCACCCCUCCAGCGGAGGGGUUUGCGGAAAGACGUCUCGGGGGUAUUUUGUAUCAGAGGAAGGGCAUAAAGAUCUUGGGCAUUCAGUUACCCCCAUGGCGUUCGCCAUUGGCCCAAGGUUCGUUAGCUCCAAGUUUUCCCCUCCCUUAGAUUUCGGAACUAAUUUGGGGUGCAGUGAUACUCAUUGGCUUCGUCUGUUUCCUUUGUCCUGGCAUGUUCAACGCGCUGAGCGGGUAUGUUCCCAUAAGCCCAGUAUUAUUGGAGGUGGAGGCUGAAGUCAGAGCAGUCUGGGGGCCGGUGGCCAGGUUGAUAGUGCAGUCCAAGCCAAUGCCAGUGUGGCUUUGUAUACCACGUUUGCGCUUGUUGGUUUUGUCGCUGGAACAAUUCUCAAUUAUUGUAAGUAGCUACUGCGAUCGGCACCACCAACGCUGACUCGGAGAUAGUCGGCGCGCAAGCCACAUUGGCGUUCGGAGGUCUCGGCUACGCCCUGUAUUCGGCAUCUUUUCUCUGCUAUAACCACACUAAGAACGAGGGGUUUGUCCUCUUCGCCGGCGCUUUCCUGGGUGUCUGUGCCGGGCUCUUGUGGUGCGCUCAGGGAACAGUAAUGAUGGUAGGAGCGGCGAAUUCGUUGCCACAAUAAGAGACUAACGAGAACAGUCCUAUCCUACCGAAAGCGAGAAAGGUCGAUUUAUCGGGCUCUUUUGGGCUAUCUUCAACAUGGCAAUUCCCCGAUUCCUAUACUAAAUAAAUGAUACGAGCUAACUUAACGGGUACAGGGCGGUGUUAUUGGGUCAUGCAUUCCCAUCGGUGGGAUCCUCAAACCUCACCUAUAUUUACGCCUUGCUAACACGGCCUAGCUACCAACUGGAACAGCGAAGAUGACGGCUCUGUCACUGAUGGCACAUACGUCGGCUUUCUGGUUCUUAUGCUCUGUGGCGCAGUCCUUGCAUUCUUCCUUGUCCCCCCGGAAAAGAUUAUCCGAAAGGAUGGGACGCGUGUCCAACGUGUUCGCCACCCCUCGAUGAAGUGAGUGGAUCUACCUUCUCAUCACCGCAGCCGCUUACCUUUUUGAUAGGAAGGAGAUCUAUGGCCUUUGGGAAACGAUAAAGACCGACACUUAUGUCCUGCUACUCUUCCCAUUCUUUUGGGCUAGCAACUGGUUCUAUACCUAUCAGCAAAACUGCUAUCAACUUUUCUACUUCAACCUCCGUGGCCGUACGUUCACGUAAGUUCCCCCACCCCACCCUAACCGUGUCAAAUCGAGUCGAUCUGACCACAGGCAGUAAUUUGUGGUACUGGCUUUCCCAAAUCUUGGGUGCUCUGGCCUUCGGAUUCUUCCUAGACAGCCAGCAGAUUGGCCGACGCAAGAGAGCGAUCUACGGCUGGGUAAUCCUGUUUGUAGCUGUCUGUGUCAUCGUAAGUUAUAUAUUCGGUCUUUUAUCGGAUACUGCUGAUCUCCCUUAGUGGGGUGGUGGUUUGAAGCCUUUGAUCGCUUCGUCUCGUGAUAAGUAUCCAGAUGAUACCCCUUCCAUCGAUGUCUUUGGUAGGCCCCUUUUGGAAGCUUGGACACAACAUUGGAAGGGUCCCAUUAACGACCCGAUAGAUAAGGAUUUUACCUGGUACCUUAUACUUUAUAUGGCUUACGGAUUUCAGGAUGCUGUAAGUCGGACGGAUGCCCAAGAUAUUGAUAAGUAUCACUAAUAAUGUCGUCAGAUGUGGCAAACGUAUGCAUACUGGAUGAUGGGAGCCCUUUCCAAUGAGCCCCGUAAACUCGCCUACUUUGCCGGCUUUUACAAAGGUAUUCAAUCCGCGGGAGCAGCUGUUGUCUGGCGAUUGGAUGGUGUUAAGUACAGCUACGCGACCCUGUAAGCCCCUCGCCUAUAAAAUCAACUACUUGAAACACUGGGUAAGGGAUUGACUAACGUAAAUCCAGGUUCGGAUCCUCAUGGGGCCUAUGUGGAGCGGGAAUGCUGCUCGCAAUCCCAGUCAUCUGGCGACGCAUCAAAGACACCGAGCUCACGGAGGAGGAUUUCAUGACGCCUGCUGAGAAAGAUAUCGUCAUGUCGGGGAUGAAACCGGUCGGGUCGGAGCAUAAUGAUGGGGUUUAAUAAUUGCGCGUUUUGAGGGGCAAACUUUUUUGUUAUACAUGUUCGUUAGUUGAUUGAGCGCACUAGGUCAAGGGAUUCAUACAUAAGUUACCUUGAUG